Leptopilina heterotoma is the source of this 3515-nucleotide messenger RNA. RefSeq names its product neprilysin-1-like. NCBI's taxonomy places the organism in Eukaryota, Metazoa, Arthropoda, Insecta, Hymenoptera, Figitidae. Gene Ontology annotation, molecular function: metalloendopeptidase activity. The record is from RefSeq and is a predicted model, not a curated record. Gene Ontology annotation, cellular component: plasma membrane. Gene Ontology annotation, biological process: protein processing. The coding region runs from base 824 to 3202 and encodes 792 amino acids. The transcript has 14 exons.
CUAACAGGAAUUUUAUCCCCCGUAAGCGCAUGCGUGGUAUCGACCUGCAGGUACCAGAAAUGGGUAUAAUUCAUGGGGAGAGAGCUAAAAGAGUCGUAUACUCCCUGACGUUGAUAUCGUGAUGAGGAUGCUGUUGGUGGUAGUGGAUUGAUGCGGAGGUAGAGGUGACACGAUAUAAAACUCUCGGCAACGUGUGCUGCUGUUUUGCGGCGUCCUGUGAUCUCCACCUCAGUCCGUCACCAACCGCUGCUGAUACCGGCAAUCCUUUUUUUUCCUUAUCACGUCAACAAACUCGCAAUUCACCAAACGGCAUGUUUGGUCCAAAACAAUAACAAACCAUCAUUCACAAAAUGCCCAUAACUAAUGAAAAAGAUAACAUUUUAAAAAUUAUAAUACAAAAGAGGAAAAUUUAGAUAAAAGUGGAUUUUAGGACGAAAACAAAAAUUUCUAAGUUUCUUUGUUUUUAUCUGAUCAUAAGAGGGUGUUGUGUUAGUCCCCUGAGCAGUGGACCAUGUUCGUAUGUUAUCGGUGUAAAAGGGUGUGCAGUUUAUAGAAGUUCUCGGUCAAUGAACUGUAACUAUCAGCUUCACAGAAGGGUUGAUUUGAAACUGAAAUCUUCCUUAAAUAUUUUCACCCUCGGCAGCUGAAAUACAUUUUUCCCUUUUGUUGUUAAAGUUUGAGAAAAUAAAUACUGAGGAAUGGAAAAAACUUUUAUACAAUCAUAUUUUUUAUUAACAAACCGUUAACAAGAUUUAUGUCUGAAUGAGAAAUGAUCUCAAGUGAAUAAGAAUAAUGAAGAGACACUAUUGUAAAAUUAAGAAUAAUGUCGGGUACUAGUAAUGGAUGUAUAAGAAAAAGUAGAAGUAAAAGCCAAUGUUAUAUUAGUUCAGCAGUAAUGACAGUGCAAGAAGAACUUUUGACGAGUGGAACUCGAGAUGGUUUAGCUACAGAAGCAUCGCUACAGGUGACACAUGGUCCCCGAGGUGCGACAACAAGUAUUUUACAUCAUCCCAGCAUUAGUAGAGGUGCUUCUAUACAACGACGUCAUAGAAGAUCGACUAGUAGACAAAUGUUACUAGUUGUUGUUGCAAUUAUUCUACUAGUAAUCACUUCAUUAACAAUUUUACUACUCAUUUUAACACGAGACUGCAAUCAAGAAGCACAUCCAAACCUUUGUCUAACAGAGGAAUGUGUUCGAACAGCUGCCAGUUUAUUAUCAGCCAUGAAUCAAACAGCAUCGCCUUGUGACGAUUUUUUUCAAUACGCUUGUGGAACAUGGAAUCGCCUUCAUGUUAUACCAGAAGAUAAAAGUUCUAUUAGUACUUUUGAGGUGAUGGCAGAUCAACUUCAGGUGAUCUUGAAAAGAGUUUUGGAAGAACCAAUUAACAACUAUGACAACGAUGCAACUGUCAAGGCAAAGAUGUUUUACAAGUCCUGCAUUCACAUCCCUGAGAUUCGAAAAUUCGGAGAUGAACCUUUACGAAGAGUAUUAAAAUCACUUGGUGGAUGGCCUGUUGUUGAAGGUGCUUCGUGGAAAGCUCCUACAUAUCCAGUGGAAGUUCUUUUAGGACGACUGCGUGGAGAAUUUAAUGAAGGAGUUUUCUUUGAGCAAUGGGUCGGUCCCGACGACAAGAAUUCCUCGAUGAACAUCCUCCAGUUGGACCAAUUGCAACUGGCAUUACCAAGUCGAGUUUAUUAUUUAAAAGAACAUAGUGAGGCAGAAUUGGAAGCUUAUCAUCGUUACAUGACAAGCAUAGCAAUACUUUUGGGAGGGAGUUCGGAAUCUGCGUCCGAAGAAUUCAAAAAAGUGAUUGCACUUGAGAAGGAUUUGGCAAAUGCUUCCCUUCCAGAAGUUGAUCGUCAUGAUACUUCGUCUGUGUAUCGGAAAUUAACUUUACGAGAACUUCAAAAGGAAGUGCCUCAAAUAAAAUGGCGAACAUAUUUUGAAGAGUUCAUAUUUGUACCUGUUACUGACGAUGAGCCACUUGUAGCAUACGCUAUGCCAUACUUUAUUGAAAUGGGAAAAAUCAUAUCAAAAACAGACCGCAGAACAUUGCAUAAUUAUAUCAUUUGGCGAUUAGUGAUGUCGAUAGCACCUCAUAUGAUUGACGAGUAUCAACAGAGACGGAUAGAAUUUCGUAAAAUCCUUAUUGGCGUUCUUGCUGAGAGGGCAAGGUGGUCUCAAUGCGUUGACUGGACAAAUAAGAAGUUAGGCAUGGCAGUUGGAGCUCUUUUCAUUCGUGAAAAUUUCAACCACGAAAGCAAGGAAACUGCUCUACAAAUGAUACAAACAAUUCGUCAAGCUUUUAAUGAGCUUCUAAUAGAAAAUCAAUGGAUGGACGAUGAAACGCGAGCGGUCGCAAAAAGUAAGGCUGAUUCUAUAAAUGAGAAAAUAGGUUAUCCCGAAUUUUUAAAAGAUUCGAAGAAAUUGUCUGAGGAAUAUAUAACGCUGAACAUCACUGCUGAUCAAUAUUUAGAAAAUAUAUUAGCAGUAUUGAAAUAUGAAGCAUAUCACGUAUUGAUGAAAUUACGUCAACCAGUUGAUAAGGAAAAAUGGUCAACGGAACCAGCUGUUGUAAACGCUUUUUACAAUCCAAACAAUAAUGAUAUUGUAUUUCCAGCAGGAAUUUUGCAGCCACUAUUCUACUCUCAGCACUUUCCUAAAUCAUUAAAUUACGGAGGGAUCGGUGUAGUAAUAGGACAUGAAAUUACUCACGGCUUUGAUGAUAAGGGUCGUCAAUUCGAUAAGGAUGGAAAUAUGAUGCAAUGGUGGAAUAAUGCAACGAUUAAAGCUUUUCGAGAAAGAACUCAAUGUAUCGUUGAUCAAUAUUCAAGGUACAAACUUCAGGAGGUCGAUCUUUAUGUUAAUGGAAGAAUGACGCAGGGUGAAAAUAUUGCAGACAAUGGAGGUCUCAAACAAUCCUUUAGGGCCUAUAAAAAAUGGGUAUCUAGUCAUGGAGAGGAAUCUUUAUUACCUGGAGUAAAUCUUAAUCAUGAUCAACUAUUUUUCUUAAAUUAUGCACAAAUUUGGUGUGGCACUAUGAGACCAGAAGAUGCGCGAACUAAAGUCAGAAGCAGUGUCCAUUCUCCAGGUCGAGCUCGUGUAUUGGGUCCACUCUCGAACAGCGAGGACUUUGCCAAGGCCUACAAUUGUCCUUCGGGUUCUCCAAUGAAUCCUACACACAAAUGCAGCGUUUGGUAAUGAAGAAAAAUUUAAUCCUGGAAUUCUACUUAUAAAUAAUAAAUAAUAAAUUCACGUCAAAACUAUAAAUUUAUAACAUCAAAUGUGUCAAUAAAUGCAGUAUAAAAAAAAGAUUUGUAAAAAACUAAAGUAAUAACAUAAAAUAAUGAAACGAGAGACGAAAUCUCAAAAAAUACCAAAGUAUUAUAAAAUAUCUUUAAGAUACUUUUCGCUAAAAAUUAGCAUUUUAAAAAAUGUCUAGUUUUUUCAAUGUAUUUCAAUGCAUUUCUACUAACAAAAUAUUUGUCCUUCAAGUCGACAGUAAAAGAAUAAU